Aspergillus brunneoviolaceus CBS 621.78 is the source of this 869-nucleotide messenger RNA. RefSeq lists its product as uncharacterized. The transcript has a single exon. The record is from RefSeq and is a predicted model, not a curated record. The coding region runs from base 125 to 574 and encodes 149 amino acids. NCBI's taxonomy places the organism in Eukaryota, Fungi, Ascomycota, Eurotiomycetes, Eurotiales, Aspergillaceae.
UUGCUUUCGAAAAGUUAUUCAAUGUCAUUACAUACACCGCGUAGGCUAUUUGCGAGGCAUAUAGAGAUGCUCGCGUGUUAGAUUAGAUUUAAUUUUCCCUAUUUUCCAAUUAUACGAUCCCGUUAUGUGUAUGGAUUGUAUUCUGUGUUUGUGUUGUGUUUUGCGUGUGGUGUGCGUGUGGUGUGUGGUGUGUGUGAUGUGUGUGGUGUUCGUUGCGUUCGUUGCGUUUUGUGUGUUUUAUGUGUUUGGCGUGUUUCUGGCGUGUUUUCUUUGUUUUUUGACUCAUUUUCUGUUUUCCCUGUUUCUUCUUCUUUCUCUUUCUCUUCCUUUUUCUUGGGAGUUAUUGGGAUUUGGGAUUUGGGAUUUGGGAUUGGGAAGGACAAUUGGCGUUGAUGAAAAGAUCGGCUGGAUGGCCAUCUUCGGGCGGGACUGGAUUCCCCAAAACUUUAUACCCCUGGGACGACAACUUGGCUACGACUACAACUACAACUAUACUAUAAUUACCACGACUACUACCACGACAACUACAACCACUAUUACUACAACUUGUGGUGCUCGAUGGCCCUGCUGCUAGCAGCAAUCAAUCAAUCAAUCAAUAUAAUCAUCACUUUUCCUGAAUUAUACUCCAUUUCUUUGUUAGACUUGCUUGUUGCACCUUGACACUUAUCUCAUUGUCAAAGCAUAAGCAGAAAUCGCGUUUGUUAUAGCACCUUCUGCUGUGUUGCUCGUGAUUCGAGGGAUUUCAGAUUAUUGUCAAGCAUUGAAGCACGGAAGUACUAGUAACGGGGGCUAAAUUACCCAUUGCGGACUCCGACGAUAAGAGCCGGGCGAUGCAUACGAUCAUCAGUCGGUGUCAUCCAUGAUGCAGG